Messenger RNA from Bactrocera tryoni, 1161 nucleotides. RefSeq lists its product as uncharacterized. Gene Ontology annotation, molecular function: RNA-DNA hybrid ribonuclease activity; nucleic acid binding. Lineage: Eukaryota; Metazoa; Arthropoda; Insecta; Diptera; Tephritidae. The transcript has a single exon. The record is from RefSeq and is a predicted model, not a curated record. Bases 1 to 1161 code for a protein of 386 amino acids. Gene Ontology annotation, biological process: DNA replication, removal of RNA primer.
AUGAUAGUGCGACCAAUUGUCACCUACGGGGCGGUGGUGUGGGCACCGAAAGCAGAGCAGACGACGGUAGCACUCAAACUAUCGAAACUGCAAAGGCUUGCGUGCGUCUGUAUGACAGGAGCUAUGCGCACCUGCCCGACAGCUGCACUUGAGGCCCUGCUGGAGCUCACCCCGCUACACCUUCUAAUUGGUCAAGUCGCCAAGUACACUCUGCUUCAAAUGACAGCAGAGGGGACUGGCAUAGGUAAAAUAAUCUCGUCCCAACGCAUGGAAGAGCUAAGUGGCAUUAUACCACUGGCUUCUCUUCCAAGGGACGGCAUUAACAAAAAGCUGAACUUCACUAAGAAGUUUAAGAUCACCCUCGGCAGCAAGGCCGAAUGGAGCGACUCCGCAUUCGAGCUGCUACUCAGGGAUAGCUCGAUCAGGUGGUACACCGACGGCUCGAAAACGUCGGAGGGAAUUGGCGCAGGGGUCGCAGGACCACGCACAAAACUCUCCAUACCUAUGGGUAAGUUUCCGAGCAUAUUCCAAGCGGAGGUAUUAGCUAUAAGUCGGUGCGUAGAGUUGAACCUCCAACGCGGCUAUCGCAACGAACGUAUAGCUAUACUUAGCGACAGUCAAGCGGCACUCAAGGCGAUCUCGUCUUACGAGAUAAAAUCGCUAUUGGUGCAGGAGUGUAUAGACCGGCUCAACAGUCUUGCAGAAUGCAAUCAGGUGCACCUUAUUUGGGUGCCAGGCCACAGAGGCAUCGCCGGUAAUGAACUGGCCGAUAAGCUUACCCGCUCUGCAGCAUCCACCAGCAUGGUAGGACCGGAACCUUUCAUAGCGGUGGGUCCCCACACCAUAAAGGAGCAGGUCCGCAAUGAUGUAGCAGUGGGUAGGGAGAUACAUUGGCAACACCUUUCAGGCUUGCGGCACGCAAAGUUGCUGAUGAAGAGUCAUAGCCUCAAAAGGUUUAAAUGCAUAAUCAAUCUCCCAAGAAAUAAAAUCAGGCUACUGAUCGCCUUCUACACCGGCCAUUGCAAGCUGAAGAAGCACUUAUUCAACAUGGGCCUAGCUUCUUGUGCAAAUUGCCGGUUCUGCGAUUUGGAACCCGAAACUCCAGAACACCUGCUAAUGGAUUGCACGGCAAUCUGUGGGCUGCAAGGACCAAGGCCCUAG